Molecule: messenger RNA, 2184 nt
Organism: Quercus lobata
Lineage: Eukaryota; Viridiplantae; Streptophyta; Magnoliopsida; Fagales; Fagaceae
Exons: 2
Coding region: 1-2184 (727 amino acids)
Source: RefSeq, a predicted model, not a curated record
AUGUUAAGGAAGGAAGCUAGGAAAAAUUCUGAAGAGCACAAUCUAGCUCUUGAUUCCUUGUUUGCUAGCGAUUUUGAUUUAGAAGAGGAUGAAGUCAUAGCUGAAAAUCAAACUUUGAAAGAGCUUGCUGCCCCUGAUUUGAAUCAACAACCCUUAUGCAUAACAUUCCCUACUUUAGAUGCUACUACUACUUUUGAAUUAAAAUUUGGACUAAUACAUCUCUUGCCCACUUUUCAUGGCCUUGCAGGUGAAGAUCCUCACAAGCAUCUAAAGGAGUUGCAUGUGGUAUGCACGAGUAUGAAACCUACUAGGGUGACUGAAUAUCAAAUUAAAUUAAGAGCCUUUCUAUUUUCUUUGAAGAAUUUAGCUAAGGAUUGGCUCUGUUAUUUACCCUCUGGGAGUAUUAAAACAUGGAAUGAGAUGAAGAAGUUGUUUUUGGAGAAAUAUUUCCCAACUUCAAGGGCGGCCAACAUUCGAAAAGAAAUUUGUGGUGUAAGGCAGCACAAUGGAGAGUCCCUACAUGAAUAUUGGGAACGUUUCAAGAAAUUAUGUGCAAGCUACCCCCAUCAUCAAAUUAGUGAGCAGCUACUUAUCCAAUAUUUCUAUGAGGGCCUUCCACCCAUUGAUAGAAGCAUGAUUGAUGUAGCUAGUGGAGGAGCUUUGGUGGAUAAAACUCCCAAGGCCACGAGAAACUUGAUUGCAAAUAUGGUAGCCCAAUUCUCAACAGUUCGUCAAAUGGUUGUAGGUAAUAUGCAAACAAUGAAGGCUUGUGGGAUUUGUUCGGUAGUAGGACAUCUAACCGAUAUAUGCCCAACUCUUCAAGAGGAGCCAAUUAAGCAAGCGAAUGCAGCUGGUGGUUUUCCUAGACAACCGCAAAGGAAGUAUGAUCCUUAUUCGAGCACAAAUAACCCGAGAUGGAGGGAUCACCCCAAUAUUAGCUAUGGGAAUCCACAAGUAAAUCAGCCCACGACUCAAAACCGCCCAAUUUGCCAGCAAUAUAAGCAGCCAUACCCCCCCAGACAACAAUCGGGCCAAAGUUCUAAUUCUGUCAUUUUCAAAAGUGGUAAAGAGGUUGAGAUUCCAGUAAAGGCAACCCCUGCAUCGCCGAAGCAAGAAAAGCAAAAAAACGUUGUUGCAGACAAGAAUGUUCCCAAUGACGAUGAUGUACCUAAGUGUAAGUUUCCGCCUCUUUCUGAUUAUAAACCAGUACCUCCUUUUCCUCAGGCUUUAGAAGAAUCAAGAAAAGAUGAGAAAAAUAAAGAUUUAUAUGAGACUUUUUGUAGAUGUGAGGUAAAUAUUCCAUUUUUAGAUGCCAUUAAACAAGUACCUCAUUAUGCUAAAUUCCUGAAAGAACUAUGUAUAAUUAAGAGGAAACAAAAACUUAGAGGAUGUGAGAAGGUGAGAGUAAGGGAGAAUGUUUCUGCAGUUAUUCAAAGAAAACUCCCUGCAAAGUGUAAAGAUUCAGGUAUGUUUACUAUCCCUUGUACAAUAGGUAACACUCAACUUGAGAAGGCCAUGCUAGAUUUAGGAGCUUCUAUCAAUGUCAUGCCAUAUUCUAUAUAUGCUUCUUUGAAACUUGGACCUUUGAAUAAAACUAGUGUUGUGAUUCAAUUGGCUGAUAGAUCUAUUACCUAUUCUAAGGGUGUAGUUGAGGAUGCUCUUGUGCAAGUUAAUGAUUUGGUUUUCCCUGCUGAUUUCUAUGUGCUUGAUAUGGAGAAUGGUGAUCAAACUAAUCCUAUUUUGUUAGGAAGACCAUUCUUAACGACAUCCAAGACUAAGAUAGAUGUUCAUAGUGCCACACUUACUAUGGAAUUUGAUGGUGAAAUUGUUAAGUUUAAUAUUUAUGAUGCCAUGAAAUAUCCUAAUGAUGAUAAUCCUGUUUAUUCAAUUGAUGUGAUUGAUUCUUUAACACAGGAAGUUUUUGAACUUGAUGGAAAAGAUGGAAUGGAAGUUGCCAUUAGUAAGCAUCUUGAGAAAGAUAAUGAGGAGUUAGCCUUGAGUACUGAUUUACAGGAAACUAUUGCAGCAUUGAAUGAUUUUCUGAAGUUACAGCAGUCAGGUAAUGUUCCUUAUAUCACGUUACCAGUUUCUAACAAGAGGCCUUUACCCUCUAUUUUACAGGCGCCCAUUCUAGAUUUGAAUCCCCUCCCCCACAGGAAUUUGCACUUAAAUAAUGCCUUGUAG